Molecule: messenger RNA, 1437 nt
Organism: Corticium candelabrum
Lineage: Eukaryota; Metazoa; Porifera; Homoscleromorpha; Homosclerophorida; Plakinidae
Exons: 9
Coding region: 436-1374 (312 amino acids)
Molecular function (GO): DNA binding
Source: RefSeq, a predicted model, not a curated record
CCGGCAUGUUAGAUCGUAAAUGUCCUGCACUCUUGUCCGUACACUGCGUACGCUUGGGAGCGACGGGACAGGUAGAAGAAUUGACUACAAAGGCAAACGAAUGCAUUCCACAAAGAUCCGAGUAUGUGCUGCCCAUCUCUAGAUCUACUAGAUAUACCGUAACUAGUCGUCGGUCUUGAAGAUUUGACGUGACUCAGCGCCAGAUGUCUUUGUACAUUAUAUUUACUAAUAUAGGUCUUGAAACAGCGCAAACAUGUUCAACAAGAAUCCCCAUCAAGUUUGACGUAGUCGAGUACCAAUUCGUUGGACAACGUACUCAUUGAAUUAUGUACUCAUGAUGGCGCGCUUGUUUCAACGUGGGAUCAACUAGUACCGGUAUUUUGACUGAGUGUAAGACUAGGCAAGUUGCCGACAUAGUCAAGCUCGGUGAAAGAAAUGGCCAUCCCCCCGAAAAAAUUUGCUCUAGUAUUCUGGCCCGAAGAACGGCAGUACUCUGUCGUGGAAUCUAGUGACCUGGUCGACAGAAGGGCAGAAGUUGGUGAAACGACUAUGGUUCGCUGGGGAGGCUCUGUGUAUCCAGCAAAAAUUCUGAAAGUUUCAGAUAGACGAGGCUCUCUUGCACACGAGGUCGACGUGCUCGUGAAGAAUCUGGAAAUGGAGCAGGGAAACGAAAAAAGACGACCGAAAAAGCGGUCGUUUACAGAGGUCGAUGUCUUCUCCAGCUCUUCGUCAGCUGAUGAUGACGAUCCCCCACCCGCUAAGAAACUGCCCAGAUCUAACCGAGCACGUUCAACUGCUCGGUAUCAAUGUGGACUAAUGGUGUCAGAAAGAAUGGACCCGGAUUCACCUGCAGCUGCAGACUUGGAACAGCAUUGCGAGCCUGACAAAGAUUCAGAAGAGAUCAAUAUUGAAAGCAUCACGCAUGACUGCGCUCAGCAAGAUCAACCCUCUGAACAAUUAAAUUUACGACAACGAGUACAACGGCUGGAAGACACUGUGAGAAAGAUGGUAGAUAACUUGAAAAAGAUCAUUAAUAGAAGAACUAGAAAUGAAGAAUUAGGGAGUGACAACGAGAAUGAAGAUGGCAACAAUAUAGACAUGCCUUUGUUGAAAAGAAAAUGCAGAGCUGCAUCAUCCGCUCCCGUCGCUGUGAGAGAGUUAGCUGCAAUUGUCUUUACAAAAGACGAAUUAAUUAGCAGCAGUGUACGUGGUCUGAAAACCCACAAAGAUAAACAAGCAAAGCCUUGCCUGCCACCAAAGAAGCUUGAAAAAUUACACAUCAUUAUCAAGAAGUACCAUGACAUUUCCAGUGGAAAGAUCAACCAAAUCCUGGGAGACAAAAUGAAGUAUUUAAGAGUACAAGGCAACCAAUGACAUUGCAUGAAUGCGUAUUAUAGCUAAAAGAGUAUGUUGAGAUGUUAAUUGUGGAAUACAGAG